This is a messenger RNA of Equus caballus (horse), 3704 nucleotides long. RefSeq names its product transmembrane protein 218 (gene TMEM218). NCBI's taxonomy places the organism in Eukaryota, Metazoa, Chordata, Mammalia, Perissodactyla, Equidae. The record is from RefSeq and is a predicted model, not a curated record.
GCUGAUUAGCGAAUCCGGAAUGGCCUGGAUGAAAGCCCGCUUGUGAUUCGCCCUAAGUAGAGCAACGCCCUUGUGGGCUGGAACAGGCCGGACUGCAAGGUGUGAGUAGGGGACUCCGGAGAGUCGGAGCCAGUGGGACGUGGCCGGGCGAACGUUCUGGAGACCUGGAGGGGUAAUGUUUUCCACUUGCCAGUUUGAAUCAGCAACAAGGCUGGGGAGAGAAGCUGGAGUUCUCAUUUCUGGCGUGUUCACACCACAGUACUGGAGUGUGGCUGUCUCGGGAGCCCCUCGGUGAUGUAGCUAACAGACACACCAUCACUUUCAAGUCCCAGCACCGCUCAGGAAAAAGGGUGGAAGAACGUGAAAAGGAAGCCUCCAGAAGGACAAUUCACUCCUGUGACCUGUUUUCUGCUGCUUUCAAGGGCUUGAGUCUGUGAAAAUCUGGGAAUGGGUGAGGUAACUGUCUCUCACUGCCAGCAGCACUAGGGCCAAAUACCCUCCAUGGAAUCCACAUUUGUGCUGGACGAUGGCUGGCACUGUGCUCGGAGUGGGGGCCGGCGUGUUCAUCCUAGCCCUGCUGUGGGUGUCAGUGCUGCUGCUGUGUGUGCUGCUGUCCAGAGCCUCCGGUAUAGCUAGGUUCUCCGUCAUUUUUAUAUUCCUCGGCGCUCUGAUCAUCACAGCAGUUCUGUUGCUCUUCCCCCGAGCCGGUGAAGUCCCAGCCCCAGAGGCUGAAAUGAAGAUUGUGGAUGCCUUUUUCAUUGGUCGCUAUGUCCUGCUGGCUUUCCUCACUGCUGUCUUCCUUGGAGGCCUUUUCUUGGUUCUAAUUCAUUAUAUCCUGGAGCCAAUCUAUGCCAAACCUCUGCGGUCCUACUGAGCACUAUUCGGGAAAGCCAAGACCCUGUGCUCUCCUUCACUUUGAUGUCACUGAUGAGCAGAAAGGUACUGUGUGGAGCCUUGUGUUGAGAGCCUUCACGCCUUAAGAUCAGAGGACCAUCCAUUCAUCACUAAGACAGAUCCCUGGAAUACUGGCUUCUAGAAAUGGGAUUGCAAAAUUUUGUCCCUGUGGAGAUAGAUUCUCCCAGUUUAAGAGGGAUAUCGCUGUCUUCUUGGCACUUGUACCUCAGGUUUUCCGUCUGUUUUGAAAGGGAAAUAGUAACAGUUGUCUGCCUAGAGUAGAUUUUCAAUCAAGAUGUCAGUAAGUGGAUUUUGGGAAAAGGAGCACUUUGGCUUCUGCCAUCCAAUAGAUGGAAGAACCUGGUCCUUAUUGAUAAUAUGUAAAAUUCUUAGUUACAAGGUCAAGAUCAUUUGGAAGGAAAGGCACUCAAAGUUCAAAAGGUUAUUUUAAUGUGAUGAUUUGAAAAACCUACUCAGGUGUUGGUUAUUGACCACUCUCUGCACAUCAUGCCACAGAGCUGUGUGAAGGCCAUGGGGUCACUUCUCUCUGCUCCAAGAAAGCAACAAGCAACCACCAGAGCACUGACUUUCACUUCAAACUCUAGGCCACAGCUUUCUGAAUCUAGUAUUUCUAUAUUUCAGGUUCACUUAGGGGUUCGAGGAAGGGUAUGGAAAUGUUGGUCUUGCUGCUAUAUAUAUCUGGAUUCUUUUCCUUCCAGGUUUUGCUAGCCUUUGUGUGCCUUAUUUAAUUAUUGAAAGAGUCCAUUUUGGGUUAUUGUCAUCUCUUUUAGUCUUUGUAGCUGGUGAGGCAUGAAUAUUCCCUGGAUUAUAUAUAAUUUUAUACCUGAGAUCCCAGACCAAGAGAAAUUUGUCAUUAAAUGGAGGGGCUCCGGGCUGGUUCCACUUUGGAAGUGUCAUCCUGACUCCCCAGAGCUAUUUGAAGAAGUAUCUUCUGGCUUAAAAUUAAUAACCAGAAAACAGGUUGGAAAGAGAACUUUGAUUGAGUACAUGCUAUAUGCCAGUAGUAUACUAGUUCCUUUGAAAUUUAAUUUAGUUUUUACAACAGUCUAUUUGUUAUCAUCCCCAUUUUAAAGUAGAAACAAAUUAAAGCUUAAAGAGAUUCACUUCCUUGCCCAAGCGUCACCUAAUGGCAGCGUGCACAGUGUGGCAGACCCCAGGCUGGUGAGGGCCAGGUGUGGUUAUUCCUACACUUGAACUGUUUUUAUCUUAUUCAGUUUGGAAAAACUUUGCAGAUAAAGCUUUAUCACAGAAAGCUACAAAGGAAGUAAUUUCUUAAUCUGGCCUUGGGCCCAUAGGUAAGAAUUAGAAGAAACAUCCUCCAAGCAGAUUGGAGGAGAGAAAGGGGAAUGCUGAAAUGUUGAGGGAGGCGGGCCGAAGUGGGAGAGCCACACUACUGUGCUUCCCUGGACUCUUGCACUGGAGCUCCCGGGUGCCUGUGUCUCUGCAGAUGUGUUGAGCCAGCCCAAGCGGAGCAUGGACUCCUAACAAGCACAGGCUGCCAUUUGUCACCUUCUCCUGAGAGACUUGCUGAAGAAGCAAAUCUGGGAAAACCCUUGUAAUUCCUGAUCAUGAAUCCAUCUUUUUUAUUCCCUAACAAAGGUGUCCAACUAUUAGAUCAGUGGAUAACAGCUAUGAAGUUUUGGGUGACUACAUAUGUGGAGAAAAAUGUGUUAAGGUUGGAAACUAAAUUCCUUCCUUAACACUACUGCUGUCUAAUUUUUUUUUUUACACAGAUGUAAAUGACAGGCUUGUGUGUUAAGGGCAAAAAGUAUACUUUGUAUAAAGUGUGUUUUAGCUCGGCCUGCCUCCUAUAGAUCCCUAGUCUGUAACUACCAGCUGUGGUGAAAUGAAUGAUAGAUUACUUUCUACCUUCAUACUCAAAGCAGUUAUGUCCAAUCCCCAAAAACCCCCACCGGGUUGGGAUAAGAAGUAGAAGGCUGAGAGGGCACGAAAUGAACUUCCCUGGGAGUUCUACGUGGGGCAGCCCCAUAACCAGUGUCUGGUAUGGCACCCCUUGUGCUCAUGGCCUUCCUGGACAUGGGGCUUAGAGGGUGUCCCUUAAAUACAAGCUGAAAUCAUCUUAGUGUCCCAUUCGGCGUUCUUUGAUCAAUGGCCCUGGAGCAGGAACAGUGCUAUACUGUUCCCUACCUAGAGGGGAUCCUGUGGCAGAGAGACUGGUCAUGCCCACUGUUUAGAAGGUGGAGAGGGAGAGUGAAUCAGGGCUUCUAUAUAGAAAAGACAGGUUAUUUCACAGCUUCUUAAAGUCGGAUCCCGACAAAAGCUAAAUUAGCAGGACGCCACCUUACCCCCCCAAGGGAGGCUUUUGUCCCAUCUGCUAGGUGGCACUAUGUGUUAUGUUGUAGAAGUCUCAUAAGCCAGCAAAAAACACCAGGUAACUUUUUGACGAGUUCUUUCAAUUUCUCACUUGUAAAAAUGGAAGUAGAGCUAACAUUCUUUAUUGAUGCCUGGUAUCAGAUAUUUAACCUACAAACUCAUCAAAAUUAUUACACCGUGUGUGGUUACUAGGGAAUGCACAGCCAUUCGUUCAUGCUGCACGUGACAGCAUGGCUGUUCAUGCAGCGUUCCCGGGUGUCCUGCUGGGUGUACAGCGUUGGUCCUGGUGGAGUAAACCAAUCCAAGAACAGGGUUCUGAGCCCUCUAGGCUGCCUUCCUAAUUCCACGCUGCAAUGAAGGCAUCCAAAUCAUUUUUAAAUGCUUUUAUUCUAACAUAAAGUAAUCUACUUCUUGUUCUGUUCUUCUCUAAGACAUAAACUUUUCUCUCAAUUCUA